This is a messenger RNA of Caretta caretta (loggerhead turtle), 3227 nucleotides long. RefSeq names its product integrin subunit beta 7 (gene ITGB7). Gene Ontology annotation, biological process: leukocyte migration; cell-cell adhesion; integrin-mediated signaling pathway. The record is from RefSeq and is a predicted model, not a curated record. Gene Ontology annotation, molecular function: integrin binding. Gene Ontology annotation, cellular component: focal adhesion; integrin complex; cell surface. NCBI's taxonomy places the organism in Eukaryota, Metazoa, Chordata, Testudines, Cheloniidae.
AGGAGGAAGGACUGUGGCUAGUGCAGCUACACAGCGCCCCACGGCUGGCCGGUCCCCAGGAGACGUUGGGAUCCCCCUUUCCCGGGGGCUCCAUUCAAGCCGACCAUGAGGGGCACCGGGCUGGUGGCGGGGCUGGGCCUCCUGCUGGUGCUGGCGAUGGGGCAGGAAGAGAAGGCGCUGGAAACAGGCUCCUGCUGGCCCCGCGCCUCCUGCCGCGACUGCAUCCGCUCCCAGCCCAGCUGCGCCUGGUGCAAAGCGCUGAACUUCACCAAGGCGGGCGAGUCGGACACCACGCGUUGCGCCACGCGGGGGGAGCUGCUCCACCGCGGCUGUGCCCUGAAGGAGGUGGUCGAGCCCCGGAGCCGGCACCAAGUCCUGGAGGACGCGCCCCUGAGCGACAGCGCCGAGCAGGAGACGGUGACCCAGCUGGCACCCCAAAAGAUCGCCCUGUGGCUCCGACCCGGAGAGCAGCAUAGCUUCUCGGUGCGGUUCAAGCGGGCCGAGGGCUACCCCGUGGACGUCUACUACCUCAUGGACCUGUCCUACUCCAUGAAGGACGACCUGGAGAACAUCAAGAAGCUCGGCAAUGACCUGCUGGCCGCUCUCAGGAACGUCACCAAGUCAGUGAAGAUUGGCUUUGGCUCCUUUGUGGACAAGACGGUCCUGCCCUACGUCAGCACGGUGCCUGCCAAGCUGCAGAACCCCUGCCCCGACCGCUACGAGCAGUGUGACUCGCCCGUCAGCUUCCGCCACGUGCUGCCGCUCACCGACAACGCCAGUGAGUUCGAGAGCCGCGUGAGCCAGCAGCGCAUCUCGGGCAACCUGGACUCGCCCGAGGGCGGCUUCGAUGCCAUCAUGCAGGUGGCCGUGUGUGAGAAGCAGAUUGGCUGGCGGAACGUGACGCGCUUGCUGGUCUUCACGUCAGAUGACGUCUUCCACACGGCAGGGGAUGGCAAGCUGGGUGGCAUCUACCUCCCGAAUGACAACCAGUGCCACCUCGACACUGACGGACUCUACAGCAAGAGCCACAUCUACGAUUACCCCUCGGUCGGGCACUUGGCCCAGGUGCUCUCAGCCUCUAACAUCCAGCCCAUCUUUGCUGUCACUGGCUCCACGCUGCCCGUGUACCAGGAGCUGAGCAGGCUGAUCCCCAAGUCGGUGGUGGGGGAGCUGAAGGAGGAUUCCAGCAACGUGGUGCAGCUCAUCUCUGACGCCUACAAUAGCCUGUCGUCCACGGUGAACCUGGAGCACUUCCAGCUCCCGCCCGGUGUGAGCGUGGCCUACGAGUCACACUGCGAGGAUGCCACCCGCUCCCUCGGGGGCCACAGUGGGGUCUGCUCUGGCGUUCGCAUCAACCAGCUGGUGAAUUUCACGGUGACGGUGCAGGCCGACACCUGCCUGGAGGGUCCGCACACCUUCGCGCUGCGGGUGCUGGGCUUCCCCGAGGAGGUGCACGUGGAGCUGCAGACACUGUGUGAGUGCCCCUGCAGCCAGCCGGAGCCCCACGCCACCCACUGCAGCGGGGGCCACGGCACCCUCACCUGCGGAGUCUGCAGCUGCAGCCCUGACCGCGUGGGCCCGCUGUGUGAGUGCAGGCUGGCGGACGCCGCGUACCUGCAGGAGGGGUGCCGGGGCCGGAACGGCACGGGCCUCCUGUGCGACGGGAAGGGGCAGUGCGUGUGCGGGCAGUGCCAGUGUAACAGCAACGUGCGAGGGCAGCACUGCGAGUGCGACGACACCAGCUGCGAGCGGCGCAACGGGCAGCUCUGUGCAGGCCGGGGUCGGUGCCAAUGUGGGAGUUGCCUGUGCGACCAGGGCUACGCGGGCAGCGCGUGCGACUGCAGCCUGGACACCAGCGCGUGCCUGCAGGACGGCGUGGAGUGCAGCGGGCACGGACGCUGCCUCUGCAACAAGUGCGAGUGCCAGACGGGCUACUUCGGCCGGCUCUGCAGCCGGUGCCCGGGCUGCCAGACGCCCUGCGAGGAGCACCGGGACUGCGCCGACUGCAAGGCCUUCGGGACGGGCCCGCUGAGCCAGAACUGCAGCACCGCCUGCAACCACACCACGGCCACGGUGCUGCCCGAACCCGCUGUGAGCGAGCAGUGGUGCAAGGAGAAGACGGAGGACGGGCGGAUCCUGCUCUUCCUGAUCGAGGGCACGGACGGGGGCACAGUUCGCCUCACGGUGAAAGCCAAGGACGCUGUUGCUGACCAGACCGCCAUGAUCGUGCUGGGUUUGGUCUUGGGCAUCGUGGUCAUCGGGCUGCUGAUCAUCAUCGCCUACCGCAUCUCCGUGGAGGUCCUGGACCGGCGGGAGUACAUGCGCUUCGAGAAGGAGCGGGAGCAGGCCAGGGGGAAUGAGGUCAACAACCCGCUGUACCAGAGUGCCACCACCACGGUCAUCAACCCCAGGUACAACGAGGACUGAGGCAUCACGGAUGGCCAGCCACCAAUGGCAUGGGCCCCCAGAUGCCACGCUACGGCAGCCACCCCGAGCUUGACUGGGCCUCUCCUGGAAGGGAAGGUGCAGGCAGAGGGCCUGCUGCUCGGUGGAAUCUCACACGGCUACCCGCUGCCAAACAGGCUGCCAGGUGCCCCCACUUGUCACUGGAGGAACAGGGUGCGGCCCUGGCUCCAUUCUGGGGCCCGUCCCAGCCCGAGGCCUCCCUGCUUUAAUAGCCCUACCCUGCCCUCCCCUUGCAGCGCUAAGCCCCUGCCCCGAGCCUGCUGCUUCUCUGCCCCCUGCAGUGCGUCCGUCAGCGACCCCCAGCACCCAGAGAGCAGGAGCUGCUGUCCACGCCCAGCAGAAGAGCUCUGGGGUCAGUGACUAGCAGGAAGGGCCGGGCUACGGAGAGCCAAAGCCCUGCUUUUGGGGGCUUCUCUCAUUUAACGGGGAGCACUGUAGGGCAGAGCCAAGCCAGGGGAAACUCAUGGCCAACCGUGGGGGGGGGUAAUUGGAGCAGGGCUCUUCAGCACCAGAAGGAAAGCAGCAGGCGUAAUCCCUCCUGCCAGCCGGGAUCAGGAGCACCAAGCCAGUAAAACCCCACUGUGAACCGGGUGCUUAACAACUACUGAGAGCCAGAAUAAACCUAGGGAGCCUCUCCCUCUUUAUCUCCUCCAGCACCCUCGGGGCUCUCAAAUAAUCCCCCCCGCAGACGAGGAACUGCCUCCCCCACUUCGCUGAGUGAAUACAGAGAGGAAUAAAGGGCUGGGGCAGCAGCCAGCUCA